Molecule: messenger RNA, 3139 nt
Organism: Helianthus annuus (common sunflower)
Lineage: Eukaryota; Viridiplantae; Streptophyta; Magnoliopsida; Asterales; Asteraceae
Product: ABC transporter A family member 7
Exons: 18
Coding region: 142-2979 (945 amino acids)
Biological process (GO): lipid transport; transmembrane transport
Cellular component (GO): intracellular membrane-bounded organelle; membrane
Molecular function (GO): lipid carrier activity; ATP binding; ABC-type transporter activity
Source: RefSeq, a predicted model, not a curated record
AGUAGAAGCAACCUCGAUUCGCCUCUCUCUCUCUCUCUCUCUCUAAAAUUGUUCAACAAAAUUCAUCUUUUGGCGCCAGAUUCCAAUUUCAACGGUCACGAUUUCAAUCCAGCUACUGUGUGAGAGAGAACGAGUGCAUCAAUGGCGGAUUCAACCAACGGUUCCAGUUUCUGGACUCAGGCUAACGCCUUGUUCCGAAAGAAUUUGACAUUUCAGCGGAAGAAUUUCAGGACGAAUUUGAGGCUCAUAUUGUUCCCAAUCGUUCUCUGUUUGUUACUUGUGUUACUGCAAGCGGUUAUUAAUAAUGAAUUAGAUAAACCUGGUAAUAAAUGUGGUUGCACUUGUAUUGAUCAAGAUGGUGAUGGUCAAUGUGAGAGAGUGUGUGGGAUUCAGUACUCAGAUUUGGAUCAAGUGGCUACUUGUUCUAUUCCUAAUCCACCCGAAUGGCCUCCGAUGUUGCAAUUACCCGAUCCGCGCUUUCGUGCAGUGAGAACUGAUUUUGGUUCAUUUGGUGAUUUGCCUAGUGAGUCAUGUAGAGCUACGAAUUCGUGUCCGGUUACUGUGUUGAUGACUGGGAAUAAUCAGUCUCUUGGAGAAAGUUUGGGUAGAAAUAUGUUCCCAAGUUCAUCCGAUUUUAACUCAUCUAAUGGCCUGGCUGGUGUUGUAUUGGGGUCAGCUUCACAGACUGAUAGAUCAAACUUUCUCGACUCGGCUUUCAUCGAUAGUCUUCCUAUAUACUAUGUUCAAUCUCGGUGUGGGGUUAACUCUACAUUCUCUAUCUCGGUCCCGGUAGCAUCUUUGGAAUUGGAUAAAGAAAUCAGAUGUGUUCAAGGUCAACAGUUAUGGCGCAACAGCUCCUCUGAUAUUAACAAUGAGCUAUAUGCGGGAUACAGAAAGGGAAACCCUGAGGAGAAAAUCAAUGAGAUAUUAGCAGGGUAUGAUUUUUUGAAUUCGAAUAUCAAUAAUUAUAAUGUGACAGUAUGGUACAACUCUACCUACAAAAAUGAUACAGGAAAUGGUCCUCUUGGAAUCGUCCGGGUUCCUCGCUCAAUAAAUUUGGUGUCAAAUGCUUUCCUACAGUUACUGGUUGGCCCUUCUACACAAAUGCUGUUUGAUUUUGUAAAAGAGAUGCCCAAACCAGAAACUGAAAUUAGGCUUGAUUUCUCUUCUCUCCUUGGACCGUUAUUCUUUACAUGGGUCAUCUUGCAACUAUUCCCUAUUGUACUAACCGGUCUGGUGUACGAGAAGCAACAAAACUUAAGGAUCAUGAUGAAAAUGCAUGGGCUUGGGGACGGUCCUUAUUGGAUGAUUUCUUAUGCAUACUUUCUUGCCAUAUCUUUGGUGUAUAUGUUCUGUUUUGUGGUAUUUGGCUCAGCCGUAGGGUUGAAAUUCUUCACAUUGAAUGACUACAGCAUCCAGUUUGUAUUUUAUUUCAUCUAUAUAAACUUACAGAUUUCUUUGGCGUUUCUAGCGGCUGCGCUUUUUUCUAAUGUAAAGACAGCUUCAGUUGUGGGGUACAUUACUGUCUUUGCUACUGGUCUCUUGGGAGGUUUCUUCUUUCAGUUCUUCCUGCAAGAUAAAUCAUUUUCAAGAGUUUGGAUAGUUGUGAUGGAGUUGUAUCCAGGAUUUUCUCUGUAUGGUGGAUUAUACGAAUUUUCACAGUAUGCUUUUACUGGAAAUUAUAUGGGGACCGACGGAAUGCGUUGGGGAGAUUUAAGUGACAGCAAUAAUGAGAUGCGUCAUGUGUUAAUAAUCAUGCUUGUGGAAUGGUUGGUGGUUUUCUUUGUUUCAUAUUACAUUGAUCAGGCUGUAUCAUCAGGAAGCGGGCCCCGAAAAAGUCCACUUUUCUUCUUAGAGCAGUUCAAAAAGAAGAAUUCAACAUCAUUUAGGAAACCCAGUUUACAAAGGCAGGGUUCAAAAGUAUAUGUUCAACUGGAGAAACCUGAUGUUGCACAAGAGAGAGAGAGGGUGGAGCAGUCGCUUGUUGAACAAGACACGAGCCAUGCAAUCGUUUGUGAUAACCUGAAAAAGGUGUAUCCAGGAAGGGAUGGAAACCCUGAGAAAUUUGCAGUUAGAGGGUUGUCACUUGCAUUAUCUCAAGGAGAAUGCUUUGGUAUGCUCGGUCCUAACGGUGCCGGCAAAACUUCCUUCAUUAAUAUGAUGAUUGGGCUCAUUAAACCGAGUGCAGGCACAGCAUACGUUCAGGGUCUGGAUAUAACAACCAACAUGGAUCAGAUUUAUGCCAACAUGGGUGUAUGUCCUCAGCAUGACUUGCUAUGGGAAACCCUAACUGGUAGGGAGCAUCUUCUUUUUUACGGACGACUCAAGAACCUCAAAGGUUCCACCUUGACGCAAGCAGUGGAAGAAUCUCUUAAAAGUGUAAAUCUCUUCAACGGCGGGGUUGCUGAUAAGCAAGCUGGGAAGUACAGUGGUGGCAUGAAAAGGAGGCUUAGUGUUGCCAUUUCAUUGAUUGGGGAUCCCAAGGUUGUGUACAUGGAUGAGCCAAGUACUGGAUUGGACCCAGCUUCAAGAAACAAUCUAUGGAAUGUUGUCAAACGAGCUAAACAAAAUCGUGCAAUUAUUCUCACUACACAUUCUAUGGAGGAAGCAGAGCAUUUAUGUGACCGGUUAGGAAUUUUUGUGGAUGGAAGCUUGCAAUGUGUUGGAAAUCCGAAAGAGUUGAAGGGUAGAUACGGAGGUUCAUACGUGUUCACAAUGACAACAUCCUUAAAUCACGAGGUGGAUGUAGAAAACCUAGUAAAGGGUCUCUCACCGAACGCGAAUAAAAUAUACCAAAUAUCUGGGACACAGAAAUUCGAGUUGCCAAAACAAGAUGUCAAAGUAGCAGACGUUUUCCGUGCAGUUGAAAACGCUAAAAGCAGGUUCCAAGUUCAGGCAUGGGGGCUUGCAGACACAACUUUAGAAGACGUUUUCAUCAAAGUCGCUCGAGAGGCUCAACCUUUCGAUAUUCUAUCAUGAUAGGAAGUAUACAUUUUGAAGUUUAUAUAGGUUUGAAUUUGCACAAAAUCAGCCACAUGUGGUGUACUUCUAUAGUAAUGUAUCUCAUAAACACACAAGUUUUGUUUUAGACUUUAGUCAUUAUUUAUGUAUAUACUAUGAACUAUGUGUUAUUUGUUAA